This is a messenger RNA of Pantherophis guttatus, 5332 nucleotides long. RefSeq lists its product as uncharacterized. NCBI's taxonomy places the organism in Eukaryota, Metazoa, Chordata, Lepidosauria, Squamata, Colubridae. The record is from RefSeq and is a predicted model, not a curated record. Gene Ontology annotation, biological process: regulation of transcription by RNA polymerase II. Gene Ontology annotation, cellular component: nucleus. Gene Ontology annotation, molecular function: DNA-binding transcription factor activity, RNA polymerase II-specific; RNA polymerase II transcription regulatory region sequence-specific DNA binding.
GCCUCCUCCUGCUCUUCCAUUGUAAGCCAGGCGGGCGAGUUGCAGGCGCGGGGCUGGUCUCGCGCCCUUCCCCGAAGCCCGGGCGGCGCGCGGCGGCGAUGUAGGCGGGCGCGUGGACCUUUUGCACCCUCCGACUUCGCGGCACAAAGCGGCUCCGCGGCUUUCCCGCACCCCGCCAACCCGUCUGUGUACCUCCGCGGGACGCGGCGCCCGCCGCUGCCGCCUUUAUGAGCUCGGGCGUCCGGGAGCACAAGGUGAGAGGAGGUCACAGGAUGAGCCAUAUGGAGGAGAACUUUAGCCCUGAAGAGGCUCGCUCUCAGCUGGUGACCAAAAGAAAAUUGCUUAAGAUGCUAAGCUUAAGCCCUGGACACAGCCAAGCCCGCGGGUCUGAAACAAGGGAGAAGAAGAUACCAUCGAUGACAUGGCCUGUGAAACCAGUGCAUACCAUCAAGAAACGCAAAGCCUUUUUGGUGCAUCGGGGUACCCAGACAGAAGAGAUCCCGGAUAUCUGCAUUGAAUGUGGGAAGGUCUUCAUCCAGAACUCCAGCCUGAUCAGCCCGUGGCCUGUCCAGAGCGACGAUAAGCCGCACAAGUGUUCCGAAUGCGGGAAAAGUUUUUCUGUCCGUUCCAGCCUCAACCGACAUCAGAGAAUUCACACCGGGGAAAAGCCAUACAUCUGUCUCGACUGUGGCAAGCGAUUCAACGAUAAGUCCAACCUUACUCAGCACCAACGGAUCCACACGGGCGAGAAGCCCUACGAGUGCAUUGACUGUGGAAAAAGUUACAGCCGCAGCUCUCACAAGAAGAAGCAUUUGAAGGACCCGAUGGAAGAGCUGCAAGAAGUCUGCGCCCCGGUGGACAGGGCCAAUGCCAGUGCCGUUGAUGAGAAGCCCAAAGGGAAACAGAAAGCAGAAGUGAUGAACACGUGUACGGAGUGCCUGCGGAGUUUCGGCCACAACGCUGACCUGAUCAAGCACAUGCGCAUCCACACGGGGGAGAAACCCUACAAGUGUAACAUCUGCGAGAAGAGCUUCAACGUCAGUUCUAACCUCUUUCGACACCAGAGAAUCCACACCGGCGAAAAGCCGUACGUGUGUUCCGAGUGUGGGAAUUGCUUCACUGACAAAUCGACCCUGGUCCAGCACCAUCGGAUCCACACCGGGGAGAAACCUUAUGCUUGCCGGUUCUGUGGCAAAUGUUUCAGCCACAGCUCCCACCACAAGAGACAUGAGAAGAUCCACAACCGAGAGAACCCCCUCUUUGCCUACCCAAUCCCGUUGUUUUAACAGGUUGCUCCCAUUGGAAGGGAGGAUAGAGAUAACUGUAUCUUGGGGAAAUUCCUUUAUUUUUGUUUCUUUUGACUGAUUUCUGCCCCAGAAAGUUUGCUUUCAGUUGAAUAUAAUUUAGCAAUGUCUAAAGAUGUUAUAAGAAUCUAAGUGGUACAGAGCAGCCUUUUCCUGCCUGGAAUAUUCUAUGGCUGUGUUUUUCAAUCUGGGCUGAUGGAAGAUUUGUGGACUUCAGUUCCCAGAAUUCUCCAGGUAGCUUGCUGGCUGGGGAAUUCUGGGAGUUGAAUUUCACACAUCUUCUAGCAAGCCAAGGUUGAGGAACAUUGCUCUCUAGGGGUGGUUGAAUUGCAGUUUUAGUGGUGGUGCUUUUCUGGGAAUUUAUGAGACUACAGUUCAAUACAUCUAGAGCAAAUUGAUUUGGAGAAAACCACUGGGUAAAUUAGAAUGAAUGCUCAGCAUGUGCUGAAUUUUGGUAAAAGCCUUGGAAUAUUCCUAAUUUCAGGUGGGUUUUCAGAAUAUUGAUAUUUGGUUGUUUCUCAAAUAGGUCCUUCACAGGAAUAUUGGAGAUACUUUGAAAUCCUGUAUAUAUCACUUCUGUUUUUGUAUGGAAAGCUAUCAAAUUAUUUAUUGAUAAUCUCCUCAUUGUAUUUAAUUAUGAGCGAACCUCCUAGUGAUUCCAUUGUUUUGAUUCCCUUUGUUUCUGGCUCACCUAAACAAGCCUUCCCCCCCAGCCUGGGGAACUCCAGGUAUGCUGGAUAGUGACUCCCAUCCUCCUCCGCUUCAACCUGCGGAGGAUGGGAGUUGUAAUCACAUACAUCUGGGUAGACUGGACUGAGAGAAGCUGGAUUGCACGGACCAGGCCACAAGUGAAAAAAGAGAUGGGAAGGCUCCCAAUCUCUAUGCAAAGACUCUGUGGAGUAAUUUAGGCAAGGUGUAAAAUUGCCUGAAUAAAUCUUUGGCUUUAAGGGAGAAUAUUUCCUGGCCAUUGAACACCCUCUACAACCAUCUACUAAAUUAGAAGGCCCAAGUUAGUGAAACCUAUAUUUUGAUGGACUGAGAUUUUUUUUUCCAGAUCUCUUGUUGUGAUUAGCUGAGUGGGUUGAAUUCCCUUGAGGCCUCUCUAAAAAUUAUGUUUGUCAAAUCUUGGAUCUGUUGUUCUUUGCUGCUCUUUCUCAGCAUUUGGCAAUUAGGAAUGGACAUCCAGCAGCUGAAGAUGGUCAUAAUUCUCUAAUGACAGGAAGACAAAUUGUGCGUUGGCACUUUAAGAGACUAUUGUGUGGCUAUUGUGCUUGGACUUCUCCAGGCCAGAGACUCCCUCAGUUGCUCACCCAGGAGACUGAGGAGGUGUGUACAUAUAUGUCUGUGUGGGUGUGUGUCACAUGUACACACAGACUGGUUAAAAACCAAACUAAGCAAGGUGGGAUCUGAAAGUAACUCAACACACCUGUAUUACCGGACCACAAAACAUAUGAAUGCAAUAUGUAAUGAAAUGGAGGAUAUUUGUAAUUUUUUGUGGUGAGCAGGUCACAUAUAGAUAGAAUUUAUUCCACCAUGAAGAAUCUUACCAAAAUUCUUAGUGGACCCUGAGUCUUGUUUUCUGAUAAAAUUUUAUUUUAUUUGAAGUAUUAUUUGAAGUAUCGCAGCCUUCAGGACAAAGUUGGAAUGUCCAGAAGAGCUGCUGUCACCUUAUCCCUUAAUUUCUUUGUAUGUUUUCAUUUAUUAAAUCCAGUUUAUGUUCAGAUACAUGUUCUCUCACCAGUUCUGAUCCAUCUACCAGUCCCUGCUACUCAGAUUGGAGAAAAUAUUGUUGGAAUCUUGGCACUUUGCAGGCAGAAUUGUUCCCUCUGUGCCUCCGGUUCUUGUCAGUAUUUUAAAAAAAGGGGGGGAAAUGGAGAGAAAGAAAAGUUCCAUCGGGAAUAUGUAGUGAUCUACUAACCAGAGAGUUGUGUUGAUUAAUUAGUGAAAAGAAGGCCAAUAAUGUUGAUAGAAAUCAGCUGGGGCUGUAUAUCUAGAUCUAACAGAAGUAGCCAGAAAAUGAAAAAUAAGUAACACAGUGGAGAAGGUUUGAAAUUAGCUGUCCAUAGAAGAAUGUUUUUUGCUGUAGCGAAAUAAUUUUUGUGGCUAUCUUUUAUCCUUUCCGUAGAUAUCCUUUACGAAAAUAUUUGUCAUUUAAUAGAAUCCGAUAGGAUCUGUGACCUAUUGUAGCAGUUGAUUCUACAGGUUAAUUAAGGCUUUUAAGUUAUUACUGAUGAUACUGAGAAGGAAAGGGAUAAGUGUUUCCUUAGUUCUACAGAUAGAGGGGGAAAAGAACAAAAAACAAAAAAAACCCCACAAAGCAUUCCAGUUGUUUUUGUUUGCAUUUUUCUUUUUUAUAUUCAAGAGAGCAAUGUCUUGGUUAACACGGGCAUUUAGAAUGUUUUCACGUUAUUUGUAAGAAUUUUGGUUUUGCGUUCUAUGUGAGUUUUGUUUUCUUUGUUUGUUUGCUUGUUUUUAAGUUGGCCUGGUACAACCUGACCUCAAAGGUUUCUGCUGUUUCGUCUGCAGCAGCAUCUCUGAAAUAUCACUGCAGAGUUGCCCGCAAGUCUAACAUUCAUUACGUUGGUCAUUGCAGCACUUGGCACAGCUCUACCCCAAAGUAUUUGUGCAAUGGCAUAGAGAGAGUGUCUUGAGUGCCCAAAGCACCAUUUCCUUUUGUGUUUUUGCAUUCUUGGAUAACCAAGGCAAUGAACCUUUGUAUCCCCAGAAGCUCAUUUGAAAGAAUAAUGGGGUUUAUCUAAGUCAGUAAACUAUGAAAGGUUCCAUAUCUUGCCUCCUGAAGAUCAGUUUCACAAGGGGGGAUUGUAGCCUAGUUCAGGGGUCUCCAACCUUGGCAAACUUUCAGCUUUGCUGGCUGGGAAUUCUGGGUUGAAAUCCACCAGGCUUAAAGUUGCCAAGAUUGGAGACCCCUGGCCUAGUUCACUUUUUUAAAAGGGUUAUGCAUCAGCAAUAGGGAACUUUUCUCCCUCCAAAUUUGGUUGGUCUCCAGUUUGUAGCAGUCCCUGCUGCUCUGUCUAGAGUAGCAUUUCUCCACUUUGUCAACUUUAUGAAGCCUGGACUUCAACUCCCAGAAUUCCCCAGCCAACAUGGGUGGGUGGGGAAUUCUGGGAGUUGAAGUCCAGACUUCAUAAAGUUGCUAAAAUUAAGAAACUCUGGUCUGGAAGGUGACAUGCUCCCAUUCCUGAUAGAUCAGACAAGGCCUGCUAAUUGUGAGAAAUGGAGGGAAAUUCAGGUCCAGUGCUAAUAUAAUUAAAUACCAGAUGUUGAAGAACAAAGAGUUGAUUAUGUUCCAUCCCGUAACUAAUGAAAAUCUCGCAGUUUCUAGAUGGGUCAUAAUAGAAUCUUGGAUUAUAUUAUUUUUCCAACUAACUAGGCUGGUCUGAAAAGAUGGGAAGACAAUCCAACAUUCUCAGCAGAUACUAAGCUCUGUCAGACUCAAUGAGUCUUCAGUCUGAAUUAGUAAGGUUAUUGCCAAAUGUUUCUUCUCACUCUCUUGCUAACCACUAUAUUCACACAGCGUUACCUAUAAUUAGUACACUAAGCUCUUAAUGAUGGAACUUGAAUGAACUAUAUCAUCGGGCAUCCGUGAGGUAUUUAUGGUCCAUAUGUUUCCCAGUGCACUGAGUUUUCCCACAGUCUGCCCAUUGUUUUCCAAAGCAAGGUUUCACAUUAAUUUCAGGUAUAAAUACAUCUAUAUACACCAAAUAACAUUCCCUUCACAGGGAGGGUUACCUUACUGGAUCUCACAAGUAAACAGUGCGGGGCCCUGGGGCUUUGGAUUGGUGGGUAUUGAAACCUACUCCCCAUUGUGACUAUCAUUAAUUUAGAGCAUAUCUCGGGAUGUGUAUGCGUCCGUGUGAGUCAUUCCCCCCGCCCAAAAAAGGUAAUGUAUAAUUUUAAAGCAAUCAUGCUGUUAAAGUGAAUGGAGAUUUAUAAUAAUUUAAUCGGCAUCGUAUCUAAGCAUUUCCCUGGUGAAUGAAAAUUUAAAAAAUAAAAUAAAAUCCAACUUA